CUACCCUGCCACGUAGCGAAGGCCUGAUCCUUUCCUUUCUCCAUCCCACGGAACCGCCUCAACAGAAAUUAGGGAGAGGCCGCGCGAACAAUAUUCUCCUUACGCCUGAGAUUUCUGUUUCCUCCUCACCGGCGAAACAAAAUGUCAAACAUUGGAGUUGGCAAAGGGAUUCUAGAGGUCGCGAAGUUCGCCGUGUACGUCAGCGUUCCAGUCUUUCUUAUGAGUUUCGCCGCCGAUACCAAGUUCAUGAACAAAUUAACCGGCAAGCGAGAUUACAUAGUGUAUCCACCGGAAGCAGAGAGGCCGCAAUCGCCAGAGGAACUCAGGGAAAUGGCCAGACAACUAGCUCGAGAAAGGAAAGCUCAGUGAUGCAUUGCUGCUGGUAAUGCUGUGAGUUUGAUAUUGUAACUUCUUUCUUCCCAGGGAGAAUCACUAUGAGUGUAGUAAUAUGCCGAUAAUACCGCGUCGUUGGAUUUGUUUCCAGAACUGGAGUAUAAAUAAGUUCAAGUUGUUUCAGAAUUCAAAUGUGAAUUGUGGCUUCUGCUUGCUACUCUGUUUGUUCAUAGAUAGAAUACGUAAUGCUGGCCUACUAGCCUGUGCUGUAGUAGAUUAUAAGACUGAUAGGCGUGUCUGAAAUUGCCGAGGUCUUAGUGUUCAUACUUCUCUCUGCCCUCGUGCCUGCAUUCAUAAGUUUGCUUAGCCAGCCUUAUUGUCACCUAAGUCAGCUUCUAGUUUUCCAUCCUUCACAUCCAUCAUAAAAAAAACCUGUGCCUCAGCCAUUCCCUACCAGAGGAGAAGCGGCAACACCAUCGGUUGAGGUUGGCCUAAUUAACCCUUUCCAUUGGUUGGGUUUGAGAAAUUGGGAAGCCGAAUUUAGAAUCCAAUUCUUAAUUGUGGGUUGGGGCGAGAGGCUUGUGGUGGUUUAUAUGCAUGUUUUUAUUAAAGGAUUGUGGAGUUGUGGG
Molecule: messenger RNA, 962 nt
Organism: Linum tenue
Lineage: Eukaryota; Viridiplantae; Streptophyta; Magnoliopsida; Malpighiales; Linaceae
Source: the annotation of a GenBank genome assembly